Molecule: messenger RNA, 3026 nt
Organism: Vitrella brassicaformis
Lineage: Eukaryota; Vitrellaceae
Source: the annotation of a GenBank genome assembly
GGACUCCCUCCCCAAGAGCUCCCCAGGGGGCUCCCCCCCAAGCGCAAUGAGCCUCUUCGUCGGCAUUCUCGCAUCGUGUUUGUCGCAGCUUCAUGCAAUCAGCCCAGAUCCAGCACCAUGGCGGAGGGGAUCUGUCAGCAACGCCUUCAUCGCUGGUUCAUUCGGCCCAACGCGCCAUCGCUCCGCACCAAGACUGCUGCGUCGCUCGCGUCUUGGUGCCAGUGCUGUGGAUCAGCCUGCCGUCCUGGAUGGCCUCCUGGCAAGCCCGGCAGAUCUGCCAGUCGACGAAGCAACAAAGGCCAGCCGUGUGCCAAUCACGAUUCUGAGCGGCUUCCUGGGUGCGGGCAAGACGACGCUGCUCAAGGUACAAAGCAUUGAUGAGAAGAUCAUCACAACGCCAUCUGUGAUCUUUGCGGCUGUGUGUGUUUCCGUUCAGAACAUUCUGGAGAAUAAGGAGGGUCUGCGGAUUGGGGUGAUUGUCAACGACAUGGCGUCGGUCAACAUUGACGCCAAGCUGCUGCGGGAACAGACUGACGACGGCAGCUUGGAGGAGGGCAGCUCAGGGGACCCCUUACAGCAGUAUGCCGGGGACAUUAUGGAGCUGCAGAACGGGUGUGCCUGCUGCACGGCAACCGAUGAGUUCCGAGACGCCGUCAUCGCGGUCAGUUUGAGCACACGCACAGAAGCAUGUCAUGAUGUGUUUUGCGUGUGGGGGUCGACAGAUUCUGCGGCUCGGUACUCGUCGAGGCACCCAAUGGGACCACAUUGUCAUCGAGAUGUCGGGCAUCGCCGAGCCGAGGGUACGCAGUGCAGCGCAGCACGACUGACACGACACAGCAGGCACCGUGAGCUGAUUUGUGCUGCAUACAACCGUCUUUCGAUUUUCGUGUCUGUCAGGCUGUGCGCGAGCAGUUCCAGCUGAUGGAAGAGGCGGGGUCAAACAUCUUCGAAGAGGUCAGAGAUCUAUGUAUGCUACGAGCAACACAACACACACGUGUGUCACGCUUCGGGAUUGGAUGGAUGGAUGGAUGGAUUCAUUCAGACCGCCCUUGACACGAUGGUGACGGUGGUCGACUCGAGUGCGUUCCUCGAUGCGUAUGGCACGUCUGAGGAGAUACAGAGGGCACCCGCAUGGGCAUUCCAAGUAAGGACGCCAUCCGCAAUCCCUCCAGCAGGAUGCCAUUUUCAUUUUCAUUUUCUCUCCCUAUGUCAGGAUCCGAUGCGGUUUUUGGAGGCCUUGUCGAUGAGGCACAGGGGGAUCCAGCGGCCGGUCGUGGAUCUGCUGGUGGAGCAGAUCGAGGCCGCCGACAUCUGUGUCCUCAACAAAAUCGACACCAUCGAGGCACAGCAGCUGCCCGUGCUGAAAGCUGUCAUCCGGGCGCUCAACGAGCAGGCUCGGGUAAGGCCACACACACUUCGCACCGUGACGCCAUGUGUGUGUGCGUAUGUGGGUUGGAUCUCUUGUGUAUGUGUGUGCAGAUUGUGGAGACGGCGUAUGGUCGGCUGCCUCUGCGGUCCGUGUUGGGCUGCAUGGAGGGCAAAGGGCUGGCGCAGCUGACGGACAUCACACAACUCAAGGAGACCAUCCACAGGGCCAAAGAGCAAGACGAGCACCAUCACCACCACCACCAUGACGACCAUGACGACCAUUCCCACGCUCAUGACCAUUCCCACCAUCAUCACGACCAUGACCAUUCUCACGGCCAUGACCAUUCCCACUCCGACUGCACCGACCCCGACUGCACCGACCCAACACACGACCACAGCCAUGACACGAUGACCACAGCCGAGAAGCGCUUCGGCAUCAACAGCUUCGUCUACAGCCGCAGGAGGCCAUUCCACCCGGACCGCCUGGCCAAGGUGCUGGCCGCCAUGCCCGCAGCAGACAACCCACUUGCAGCCAGCUUUCGGCCAGACGGAGAGCUGGAAACAUCCGACGAUGGUGUGGCGUCGGUGCUGUCGCGUCUGUUCCGGUCCAAGGGCUUCCUCUGGCUGGCAUCGUCCGACGUCACGUGAGCAGCCCAAGAGCCGCAGACAUGCAGACGGUCAAUAUGAAUGUGUGUGUGUGUGUCUGUCUGUUUGGAUGCCUGCAGAUGUUGGGAGUGGUCACUCGCCGGCCGUCACCUGGACUUCGAAACUUUCGGUCGGUGGUGGGCCUCUGUGUCGGCCAAGGACUGGCCAGAGCAGUGGAAGGUAAUAAGGCGUGGACGGGCCGACAGACACGUGUGUGACGGUAUGUGUGGUGCCCACGCACACAGGGCAAGAUCCUGGAGGACUUUGACGGGGAGUUCGGCGACAGGCGGCAGGAGAUCGUAUUCAUCGGCCGGGAGGUCGCCCAAUCAGACAAUAGGCAACAGGUGCCCAGGCCGAUCAGCACCCACCUCACACACACACACUCACACACACACCUCCCCCCCCCCUGUGGGUUGCUGCAGCUGGAGUCGGCUUUAGACGACGCCCUGCUGAGCGAUGAGGAGCUCUCGGUCUACCGAUCCAACGCCAAGGACGACGCUGAGCUGAUGAAGGCCUUCCCCGUGGAGCCGCUGCAGCAGCUGUUAUCGGGGCAGAACAGGCCACCCACCGAGCAGCCAGUGGGACAGGCUCCGUCAGCGCGAUUCACCGCUGGGUAGAAUGAAGGUGGGAGGCAGGUGCUUUGGAUGGAUGGAUGGAGGUGAGGGAUGCGUUGAUUCUGACGCCUUUAGAGUUUUUCUGCUGAGAGAGGGCUAUGGAAUUUCUAUGGUACAGUGGUGCUGGCCGACAGACCGACAGUGGGUGCCGUGUUCGGCAGCCAUGACGGACGUGAGUGUGUGUGUGUGUGUGUGCGUGUGUGUCGUCCGCACUUUUCUAGUGGUGCCUUGGUUUCGUUCGGGGCUGCAUGAGCUGCGAGGGGGCGCUCGCACAUCGAGGCACUGACUGACGUGUGUGUGUGAGGGGGCGCUCGCACAUGUGAAGCGUAUAGCUGUCAGUAAAGAUCUUUGGCGAACCAGGCUCGGAACUGGAAAGACCCACUUCCCUUUAUCUUUGAC